AUGGCCGCGGAGGAGAAGGACCCCCUGAGCUACUUCGCCGCGUACGGGAGCAGCAGCUCGGGCUCCUCGGACGAGGAGGACAGCAGCGAGCCGGAGGAGGCGCGGCGCGGGGCCCCGGACCCGGCGCAGUCGGCGGGCGGCUGUGCGAACAAGAAGCUGCCGGGCCCCGACGAGCUGUUCCGCAGCGUGACUCGGCCGGCCUUCCUCUACAACCCGCUCAACAAGCAGAUCGACUGGGAGCGGCACGUCGUCAAGGCGCCCGAGGAGCCGCCGAAGGAAUUCAAAAUCUGGAAGUCCAACUGCGUGCCGCCGCCCGAGACCUACGCCGCCGAGAAGAAGCCGCCGCCGCCCGAGCUGGACAUGGCCAUCAAGUGGUCCAACAUCUACGAGGACAACGGCGACGACGCCCCGCAGAGCGUGCGGCGGGCGCGGCUGCUGCCCGAAGGGGAGGAGACGGUGGAGUCGGAUGAUGAAAAAGAUGAGCAUACUUCUAAAAAGCGUAAAGUAGAACCGGGAGAAUCAACAAAGAAGAAAAAGUAG
Molecule: messenger RNA, 540 nt
Organism: Pipistrellus nathusii (Nathusius's pipistrelle)
Lineage: Eukaryota; Metazoa; Chordata; Mammalia; Chiroptera; Vespertilionidae
Source: the annotation of a GenBank genome assembly